CAGCCACUCUCGGUACCGAAACAACUGUUCCACCAACUUGACAUCCAACCUCCGCAAGCGUCAUGGCCGGAAAAGAGAGAGCAGGCUAUACUGUGACGAUGUUCGUCAUCGAUGUUUCUCCGUCGAUGGGAGAGGAGCGCAAAGUUGAGGUCGCACCUGGGCCUAAUGGAGAGCCAAUAUUUAAAAAGACGACAAAACUGGAGUGGUCGUUGAAAUAUGUGAAGCAUAAAAUUCAGCAAAUGAUAUUCGCUGGGCGAAAAUCGGAUAAGUGCGGAGUUAUUCUUUUUGGGACAGAGGGGACAAAUAACGUUGUCAGCGACGUGCAUGGGGGCUACGAUCACGUCACAGAAUUCCUCCCUAUACAUCAGCCUAAUGCCCGCACACUAUACAAGCUUGAUACGAUUAAACCCUCAAGCACUGUCGGUGACCCGCUCGAUGGAAUUAUCGUAGCACUUUCAACCCAACAAGAUGAACUGGCGAAGAAGCCGAGUUGGAACAGAAGAGCUAUUGUUAUAACCGAUGGAGAGUGUCCCAUGGAGGUUGACAAUGAUGAUAUGAGUGGAGUGACUGACAAGGUCAAUCAAUGGAACGUGGAUCUGACGGUAGUAGGUGUGGAUUUCGAUGACGAGAAUUAUCCAUACGAUGGCCCAGAAAAAUCAAACAUCAAGAUGGCCAACGAAAAGUUUUGGCAGAAGUUCAUCUCACUCACACAAUCCGGUUCGAUGGGGACUCUUGCAUACGCAUUACAAGUGACGCAAUCGCCAGAGAUCAAAAUUACUCGCUCCACUCUCAGCAAGACCACUUUAUCUAUAGGCGACAUUCACAUCAGGCCUGAUGAAUCUAUUGAAAUCCUUGUCAAGACAGGGAAGGCGACAUCUGGAGUCACUCCGCCUAGUCUGAAGAAGUUUACCAUGCGGACGGAUAGCGAAAGCUUGAAGGAGAGCCAAAAUCAGCAACAGCAGCUCAACCCUGUCAUGCCUUCACUCGAGGAUGUCGCUCCCCUGGAGAUGAGCACUCAAUAUGUCGUGAAAGAGGAUAAUGACGUCGAUGACGUCAAGGCUGGGAGACCUGCACGAAGUUUCGAGGACGAUGAGGAGGGAGGUGACGAUGAGAUUCAAGAUCCUUUCGAAAAUGCACAGAGACUGGAGAAAGAGGACCUUAUCCGUGCCUACAAGUAUGGUUCCACUUGGGUUCCAAUCGAGGAUGAAUCCGCAGAUAAGGUAGCGACAGUCAAAGGUCUCCAGGUUGUCGGGUUCAGCUACGAAGAUUUAUGGAUAAGAGAAUGGUCCAUGGGUGAAGUUUACUACAUCUUCGCCGAUGACAAGGUCCCUCGUUCUCAAGUAGCCUUCGCCUCAUUCGUUCGUGCUAUGAAGGAUUAUGGAGUGCCGGAUAAAAAGACUGGAGAAAACAUACUUCGUCCUGUUCUUGCGAUCAUCAGAAAGGUGACUAGUGACGGGAGUCCCCCCAAAGUUGGUGUCGCUUGCGCGAGAUCCCUGGAAGAUGUCGAUUACCUCGUAUGGGUCAGAAUGCCGUUUGCGGAUGAUAUUCGGAGAUAUAGCUUUCCAUCUCUUGAAAUCCUAAAGGACAAGAAUGGAAAUAAAAAGACAAGCCAUCCAAAUUUACCUACAGACGAAAUGAUGGACGCCAUGAGUGAGCUAGUCGAUUCUGGUGAUCUCAGUGCUGCAGGUGAGAAGGAUGAAUCUGGGAAUCGCCUUCCUUGGUUUGACCCGUCGGAAGCUGUCCACCCGGCUGUACAUCGUAUCAAGGAAGCUAUCUUUCAUGCGGCUAUCACAAGUAAUAUUGAAGAAGAUCCUAUACCGCCACCGCAUCCUGAGAUUAUCAAGUUCUUGGACCCGCCCAGUCCUAUACUAGUCAAGUCCAGAGGACCUGUGCAGCGGUGCAAAUCUUUAUUCAAUAUCCAAGAAGCUCCGCCGCGGCCGAAAAUGCGGAGGAAGACCAAAGGAGCGGAAGAUGGCCUCUCGGCCGACGCGGAUGUUCCGCUUACGCUGGCAGACCUCAUGAAUGGCGACGCUUAUAUUCCAGAGUUCUCACCCUCACCCACCUUGGUCGAUGCCUCCGAAGACUCCGGAGGCACCACGGUGGCCGCGUCGCCACUACAAUCGUUGAAAGCCAAAGCAACGGAGAAACAUGGCGAAGACGCGAUGGACGUGGAUUUACCUUCCAAUAAAGAAGCGUUCAUAACUGGGAAAGCGGCAAAGCUGGACCGAAUAAUAGGCAAUGCCUACCCACUUCGUGAUUUCAGGGAAAAUACUGCAAGAGGAGAUCUGGUCACAAAAGCUGUUAGUGACAUGGGGGAAGUUAUACCCGAGAUCGUUGAGAGUUCGUUCAGCUCCCAGCGCUUCGAAGAGGCAUUGGAGUGUAUGAGAGCCAUGAGGGACAUGGCAUUGAAAGAAGAUGAGGUUGAUACAUGGAAUGGUUUUAUUAGAACAUUUAAGAAGCAAUGUCGAAGUUCUAAUUUCAAGCAUCCAAAUUUCUGGGACUCCGUGAAGAAGGAAGGCGUCGCACUCUCACUUAUCCACGAAAAGGAAGCCCAGCAGAAUGGAAAUGUCUCAGAGGUAUCCUUAAAUGCAUCAAAAAAGUUCAUCGAAGAAUAGAAUGAUAUCGUAAGGAAAAGUAUGGCUGGGUUAGAUGGCUGUUUCUUUGGCCUCUUAAUCGGGAGUUUGGGAAACUUGGUUUGGACGGUUCUCUACGAUUUUAUCAAUGAUUCCAAAAUCGAGAGCUUCUUCCGCAGUCAUAAAGUAGUCUCUCUCCAGUGCUAUUUCAAAGCGCUUUGAUGCCGCUUCUGCCGUCUCAUCGCUUACUGCAUCUGUUGCCACGCCUCUGCGACAAUGACGAACGUAGAUGUCGGUAAGACGACUUCUCCAGCGGAGGAUUUCUUUAGCAUGAAUUGCUAUAUCCG
Molecule: messenger RNA, 2920 nt
Organism: Cantharellus anzutake
Lineage: Eukaryota; Fungi; Basidiomycota; Agaricomycetes; Cantharellales; Hydnaceae
Product: SPOC domain-like protein
Exons: 14
Coding region: 63-2615 (850 amino acids)
Biological process (GO): double-strand break repair via nonhomologous end joining; telomere maintenance; DNA recombination
Cellular component (GO): Ku70:Ku80 complex; nucleus
Molecular function (GO): telomeric repeat DNA binding; protein binding; double-stranded DNA binding
Source: RefSeq, a predicted model, not a curated record